Spirodela intermedia is the source of this 1336-nucleotide messenger RNA. Lineage: Eukaryota; Viridiplantae; Streptophyta; Magnoliopsida; Alismatales; Araceae. The record is from the annotation of a GenBank genome assembly.
AUGAAGUACAAUCCAACGCACAUGCUCGUGCACAGGACAAACAGCGGCAAAAGGUGCUCCAACAACUUCAAAAUGAUUAUGAAAGAAGAACCUAUGGUAAGGCAAGAAACUAUUCACCAGGUCGCGAACAGGCUCACGAAGCACGCCGCAGUCAGCAGCAAAGGUACGUCUCAAAGAUUACGGCUCUGAGGGCCGUGAUGUUCUUUCUAUUAUUCAAAGUCAGCGAUUCGAGCCAGUUCCCCUUUUUCUUGCCGGGAGAAGUCUUGAAACUCGAGCCAGAUCAAUCCGACUCGAUAGUUCGCUCAUGCGGUUCGGAUAAAUGGCACUCAUAAGCUGUGAAAUGAAUCAAACCCCGGUCUCCUCUCAGCUCGAAGCCCUUACGAACCAUUGAGAGCGAUGUUAGCCAUCGGACGGAGAUCGGGUUCCUUGACGACGGCAGUCAAAUCGCUUGUGUCCCUGCCGCGACUUGCCUGCUGCGUCCUUUCGAUGCGGUGCGCAGUGUAGCUAAGAGCAAGCGCCGCGGCUUCCCGCGGACUCGCCCUCUGAGUGGCACGGAUGCCGGGACAACGUGCCGACCGAGGCCGCACAGCCCGGCAAUUGGUAUCAGCACUGCCGCGGUUGAGCCUAAGUUGUUCGAGGGCUGGUCCGGCAAGUGACGCGAUGGUUUCACGCGUCAGCCGGCAUGGCUUGCUGUGCCGCCAGUGCUGUCCAGGAGAGCCUCGUGCCUUUGAAUUCGGUGGAAGUUUGAAUCCUGUCCAAGUUGGGUAGGCAAGUCUGACCCUCCUCGUCGUUCGCUCCCAUCGAAGUUGGCGCCACCCCCUUCGAAGUUGGGUAGGCAGUAGCUGGAAGAAGAAUUAACUGUACAAAAUAGAAAAGAACAUGGACAGGCCAACCUCCCACUUCAAAAAUCAUCUCCACUUUAUGGUAUAAUAUUAAUAUAAAUCUUCACUGGGCUACAGCGGAUUCACCCCAUCUAAUCGCACGGUUUAACGCUCUGUACCCUAAGCUUGUCUUGCAUGCCUCCAAGUCUCCACUACAACAGGCUUUAGGUCCACAUCUCCAUUUACAUGUCCAUUCCACAUGCAGCAAUCCUCCCACUGAUGGUGAUCAUGGUCUAAGAUAAUGGAGAGCUUGUAUUCAUCCUGUGGAAGUUACUAGUGGCCGCCAAACGGAAUGGCCCGCUGCUAAGCUUCCGCCGUGUCUCCCGUCGUUUCUAGACCGACAUCCGAGAAGGUAUUCCGAUGUGCUUGACUCGCUUCGUGCUUUAUCCUUCUUCUCGGAGGUGCUCAAGCAGCUCCGAGGGAACCACCCAUGCCCCCAGUGUUCAACGAGGUAG